Lathyrus oleraceus (garden pea) is the source of this 651-nucleotide messenger RNA. Its product is annotated as albumin-1. Lineage: Eukaryota; Viridiplantae; Streptophyta; Magnoliopsida; Fabales; Fabaceae. The transcript has 3 exons. The record is from RefSeq and is a predicted model, not a curated record. Bases 51 to 425 code for a protein of 124 amino acids.
AACACAACCUAACACCAAACCAAUAGAUACUUCUUUCAAUCCAUUCAAGCAUGGCUUAUGCUAAGCUCUCUCUUUUGCCUUUUUUCUUGGUUGCCACGUUAUUGAUGAUGUUUCCCAUGAAGAAGGUAGAAGCAGAUCUUUGUGAGAAAUUUGCUUGUUCCAGAUCUGACCCAGUGUGUAAUGAUGGUUGUCAUUGUAUACUUUCUAAGGGUGCGGAGGGUGGUGUUUGCGUAGGAAACAAACAUGUUGUAAAGAAGGUGGAAGAACAUCCUGACCUAUGUGAGUCUCAUGCAGACUGCACAAGAAAGGGAAGUGGGAGCUUCUGCGCUCGUUAUCCGAAUUCGGAGCUUAAAUAUGGCUGGUGUUUUGACUCUAACUCUGAUGCAGAAGUCUCAUUCAAGGAUGCUUUUACUCUGAAUCUCUAACUUGAAAAUGCCUUUAGAAGUUUCUGCUUAAUAUGUACAAGAAAAACCAUGCAUGCAUGAUCUCUCUAGUUAAAUAAAAUUGCUAUGCAUGUCUUUAUUUCCAACUAAGUUUGGAUUUCUUAGACACUUCGAUUCAUAAAUAAUGUAUGCAUGUGUGUGGACUAUGUACUUUGUUAUAUAUGUUUUUACUUUGCAAGUUAUGGAAUCUAUAUAUGUUUUAACUUCA